Fonticula alba is the source of this 1215-nucleotide messenger RNA. RefSeq lists its product as hypothetical. The record is from RefSeq and is a predicted model, not a curated record. NCBI's taxonomy places the organism in Eukaryota, Rotosphaerida, Fonticulaceae. The coding region runs from base 1 to 1215 and encodes 404 amino acids. The transcript has 4 exons.
AUGUACUGCCCGCAGCCGGGCCCCGGCCAGCAUGCGCCGCCCUCGGCCGGCGAGCGCAUCACCCAGCACAUGCUGUUUGAGCGCCUGCCGCACGAGCCCUGGGCCACCCCCGGCCUGGACAUCCUCCUCCGGGCCAAGGAGCAGGUGAUCGCCGGCCAGGGGCCCCACGCGGCCGAUGACGACGCCAACAUGGCCGCGGCCCUGCUCCUGCGCAUCGGGGACUUCCUGCCGGCGGCCGACCCGGCCGACCGCGAGCGCGGGCCCCUGCGCGAGUACCUGCACCAGGUGCUGCCCGGGCCGCUGGCCCGGCUGGCCGACCGGUCGCUCGGGGCCGCGGCCCGGUGGCGGCGCGACGUCCACCUCCGGUCGCUGGGGGCCGUGCGCACGCUGACCCCGCGCUUGAUGGCCGCCGCCGGGGUGGGCCCCAUCGCCAACCACCCCACCGAUCACAAGGAUAGCCUCCCGGCGGCGGCCCUCCUGGCGGCCAGGUCCUUCUUCUCCGGGUCCGGCUCCGCCGGGCUCGGGCCGCUGCAUGGGGGCCAUGCGGCGGCCGGCUCGCCGGGGGAGCCCUGCCCCGCGGCCAUGCCGGCCGAGGCGCUGGCGGCCUCGCCGACCGCCGGCGGCCGCCCCCUUGAGGAGCUUCCCCGGCUGGAGGCCGGGUGCUCGGCCACCACCGGCACCGCCUCGCGGCAACUGGACCCCGCCGCCAGCACCCUGGCCUUCCGCCGGGUGCGGCAGCUCCUCUUCCCGACAUCCGACUGGCCGGCCCCCCUGGACCGGGUCAAGUCCCUGCGCUGUGUGCCGGUGGCCGGGCCCGGGCUGGCCGGCGCCGGGCCCCCGGCCGAUCCCCUGCGCGCGGCCGAUCUCGAACGUGAGGCCAAGGUCAGCCCGCAGGCCCCCGGGCUGACGCUCGUCCUCUGGACCGCGGCCAGUGGCUCACCGGUGCGCAUUGUGGUGCCCCCGGCCGAUGCCACCGGGCAGGUCCUCCUCCCGCGGACAUCCGGCCGGGCGCCCCGGUCCCAUGGGCUCUGCCGCAUGGACCCCCUUCGGGACGGGUCCAUCGAGGUAGACCUGCAGCAUGGGGACCUGGUGCUGCUGCUGUCCGAGGGAGGUGGCCAGGUGAAUCCGGCGGUGGCCGGGUGCCGGGAUCUCGACGCACCGGCCGGCAUCGGCGGCGGGGGUCACCUCAUCCGCGGGGGCUUUGAUCUGGCUUGA